This is a messenger RNA of Eucalyptus grandis, 1855 nucleotides long. RefSeq lists its product as uncharacterized. The record is from RefSeq and is a predicted model, not a curated record. Gene Ontology annotation, biological process: photosystem I assembly. The transcript has 8 exons. Lineage: Eukaryota; Viridiplantae; Streptophyta; Magnoliopsida; Myrtales; Myrtaceae. The coding region runs from base 1 to 1506 and encodes 501 amino acids.
AUGCAGGUUGUGGUUGAUGAUGAUGAUGAUGAUGAUGAGGUUAUGACUAUAAUUAUUAGGAUUGAGAAUGGGUUUUCCAGGAGGAGUCCAAUCCCUUUCAAACAUGGGGGGAAGCGUCCUUUCCUGCCGUCGAUACCGGCAACCGUUGGAAAGCAUGGGGAGUUGCGAAAGGCGAAUGUGAAGCUAUCAGAAGUGGGUGAAGUCUGCACGACUGCAGUAAAUUUCACUGGAAAUGGAUCCGACACAUGUAAUUCCGAGAGAUGGUCUCGUGCCGACGUCGAUCCCAGGCUCCAUGUGAUCAUUCAUAUCAAGCUAGACAAUGCUGCUGUUUUGGGCAAAGAGUCUCAAAUGCUUGCCAAUGCUAAUUUGGGGAAGUUCCACGUUUCGAUUGCACCAGUAGUUGCACAAGUACGGAUACGAAAGGAAGGUGCAAGAGCUCCAGCAAAAAAGAAAAGAGAAAGAGAUGGCAUCAUUUGGGGGCAGUACAUCCGGGCCUGGGGAUACAAGUCGGGCCCGGUCCGACCCGCCUUGUCGAUCACCCCUAUCUGCAUUAUUAAUCACGUCGACACGAGUAUAAACGAGAGGCCAGUGUCGCCCAGCUCCAACGAGAUUUUAACUUCCACUGUGCUCGGCAAUGGUGGUCGGGACCUCCACCCUCACUCCCUCUCCCUCUCCCUACACGUUCCUCCGCAAACCCGCCUCGCCUUCUUCCCUCCUCUUCCUCCGCCGAGUCCGCGCGCGCCCGAGACGGCCGACCGGCGCCGGAGCGGCCGGCCCUCAUGGGCCUCCUUCUCGCCGCCGAUCAAGUCCUACAUGGAGGAACAGACCUCCCUCGCCGGCUUCGCCAACAAGGUCAUUGGCUCCCUGCCCGUCGUCGGGCUCGUGGCGAGGAUCUUCAGUGACGAGGGCGGGGUCGGCGGGGACAUCAUAGACUUCGCCGAGUUCAGGAGGCGGGUCGGGAAGAAGUCCACCGUCAACGACUCCCGUGCUUUCUACGAGUUCCAAGAUCGUCGCGGCCGGGCAGGGGAUCCCUUGUAUGUUCUGCUUUGCUGUUGGUUAGCAGCUGUUGGAGCUGGUCUUCUCAAAUCUGAGGAUAUAUUGGGAGGUGUGGCCAGGCUGCGGCUUUCGAACGAUAUCGAAUUUGAAGAACAAAACUUCAUUGCCUUGAUGAACGAGGCGAGAGAGAGAAGAGCAAAGUUAAAUGCAUCAGCCCCAAGCAUCCCCAUGGAGGUUCGCGUGGAGAAGGCACUGGAGGCGAUUUAUGUCUGUUGCUUCGGUAAGGAUCCUAUUGAGGAGGAAGAUGAGCAACUCCUGCAAACCAUGCUCGGCGUCGUUUUCCAGUCGGUCAAGCAGUCUCAGAUACAGACGAUGAUUAGAGACUUGAUUAAAAAGGUAGCCGAAGGAGGCAGUGAAGUUACAUUCGUGGAGGCGAAGCCCUUACCUAAAGAGGCCGCAGAGCUCCAAAUGAAGGACCUCCAGUUUCUCAGACAAAACAGCGAGACUUGAGAAUUUGAGGUGCUGGUGAGGAAAGAUGGAGAGGUUUGUGAUUCGGAGUAUGAUAUGUUGUAAUUAGCACGCGCUGUCACAGGAAGAAACCGGCGAUGCCUGUCUGUUCGAUGUUCACUCAUCGAUCGAGGCAAAACUAGAGCGUGCAAAUGCACUGGAGAGAGAAAUCUUGAUUAGAGUUUGUUCUGCACUGCCUUUUCCUCUCCUUGUUACUCUUGAGUGCUUGUAAUUCGAUCGAAGUUAAAAGGAGAAUUAAGGGCGAGGCACCUUUAAUGUGAUUGAAUAACAUUCCCGUACCUUAGCUGUUGUGACACUUUUAGUCAACCCUGCUCGUCCUUGUUGCGCCUUU